Messenger RNA from Gryllus bimaculatus (two-spotted cricket), 515 nucleotides. The record is from the annotation of a GenBank genome assembly. NCBI's taxonomy places the organism in Eukaryota, Metazoa, Arthropoda, Insecta, Orthoptera, Gryllidae.
AUGACGUGUCGGAGACUCCAGAGAGACCGGCCGGAGGCCGCGCGGUUCCUGCCGCCGCCGCCGCCGAGCCAGGAGGCCAAGGCGCUGGAGGCGGGCGCCUUGGAGCCGUCGCAGCUGGCCCGCGCGCGCACACGCGCCACCUGCGCGCAGGUAUCUAUGCGCCUCGGGGCAGAAGAGGCCCUGCGCUGGGGCGGGGAGAUUAUCUGCAACUAAAAUCUCCAGAACGUAGAAACACUGAACGGUGGCAGAAAAUAAAAGUUACCGAGCGCAGUCGAAGAUGGCAUGAGUAACUUGAGUAACUUUGUUCGAUAUAUGAACUCACCGCAAUUUUAUUGAAAAAAGCAAUUAUCUCUGAUCUCCUUUCUUAACCUAGGCGUUUGUAACAUUUGCUGUGAGACGCUGAAUAACAUUAUAUGCAAAUUAAAUAUUUAAAUAAGAAAUACAGUAUGCGGUUUUAAUAAAUGUAAAUGCUUAUUCUAAAAGAUUUUCAAAUAAAUGCAUAUAUUUCAUUUAAU